AUGGCGCCGCGAUUCCACCCGAGCGUCUCCUCAUACCGGAUGACUCAUACAUUCUCACCCGCCCCCCCAAGCAUCUGCGUUGACUACCUUUCCCACAACUGGGAGGAACAAGACGUAUGGGUCUCGUGGCGCAACAUGACGCGGCACAAGAACGAUAUUGCGAACGGGGCUAGGCUCGAGAACGCUUGCUGGAGGACGUGGUGGAAGCAAAGGAACCAUCUUCAGACUUGUGCACCAGAGAUGCUUGGUUGGCUUAAAGAUGGGGACGUGACGUGGUUGUACGGUCCGUUCCAUACUGCUGCCGACCCGAUCCCUGCAUCCAAGAAGGCGACGUUGAGCGAGAAGUCGAUGAACAAGGGGGCGAAACCCACCAAAUCUAUCCUGAAGCGUACAGUCGGUGAUACGUUCUGGACCAUCGCAAGCGCACAUCUGCGGGAUGCCGAGAGCGGUAUUCACACUCCCGUCUCUAACACACCGAAGAGCGCGCAUUCGAUUCCAACAACACAGUCCGACUCUGCGGCAACCAGCUCACUGCAACUCAUUGAUGACGAGGGCGACUCCCUUGGCUCAGCAGUACGAUUUUGA
Molecule: messenger RNA, 585 nt
Organism: Dacryopinax primogenitus
Lineage: Eukaryota; Fungi; Basidiomycota; Dacrymycetes; Dacrymycetales; Dacrymycetaceae
Exons: 2
Coding region: 1-585 (194 amino acids)
Biological process (GO): cellular response to glucose starvation; protein catabolic process in the vacuole
Source: RefSeq, a predicted model, not a curated record